GGGAGGCGUGAUCGUCCUGUGAUCGCGGCGUCCGGCGGCUGCUGAGGGCCACCGCUCCUCUAGCCGGUGCUCUCGCGCGGGCGAGCCGGCUGCUGACCGCGGGGCCAGCAUGGCGGACGAGCUGAAGCGCUUCCUGUAUAAGAAGCUGCCCAGUGUGGAAGGGCUGCACGCCGUCGUGGUGUCGGACAGAGACGGCGUGCCUGUCAUCAAAGUGGCCAGCGACAGCGCCCCUGAGCACGCCCUGAGGCCCGGCUUCCUGUCGACCUUCGCACUCGCCACAGACCAGGGCAGCAAGCUGGGGCUGUCGAAGAACAAGAGCAUCAUCUGCUAUUACGGCGCCUACCAGGUGGUUCAGUUUAACCGUUUGCCUUUGGUGGUGAGUUUCAUAGCAAGCAGCAAUGCCAAUACAGGGCUGAUCGUCAGCCUGGAGAAGGAGCUGGCCCCGCUGUUUGAAGCACUGAGGCAAGUUGUGGAAGUCUCCUAGCUGCGGCUCCCACCCGGCCAGUCCUCACGCAGACCCGGCCUCGGCGAGGGCCCCUCCCACCUCCCCUGGAUGAGCACAGGCCUCGCCGAUUCCCCCGACGGGCCCUCUGCGGGGGCUCCCAGAUCCACGGCAGCGCCCAUGGAACUCUGGCCACCGGACCCGCAUGCGGGCCUUGCCCUCGGGAGCCUGAGGGGCCUGUGCUCUGCCUGCCUGCCUGCCUGUGCCAGGGGUGUGCAGCUGCCCUGAGCGAGGGCAAGACGUGGCUUUGUGAGGUGACAGACAAUAAACCAGCACAAUCACUGGCUGUCCUCUGCGUUGUGUCCCUGCCAGCACAGAUGGGCUUCGCGGGGCGGGGCGGGGUCUGCUCACAGAGGCUGCUCCACACUCGACAUUUGGGGGCAGCCCACCCCCGGGCUUUCUCAGCCGGUGUGCCCACGCAAUCCAGAACAAUUGAAAGAAUAUUAUUAAACUGGGCAGGGUGGUGGCGUACCUGAUUGAGCGCACGCAGUACAGUGCGCAAGGACCCGUGUUCCAGCCCCAGUCACACCUGCAGGGGAAAGCGUCACCAGUGGUGAAGCAGGGCUGCAGGGGUCUCUCUCCCUCCCCAUCUCGUCGUCCUCCUCACUUUAUCCAAAACAAAUAAAAAUAUAUUUGAAAGAGGA
Molecule: messenger RNA, 1146 nt
Organism: Erinaceus europaeus (western European hedgehog)
Lineage: Eukaryota; Metazoa; Chordata; Mammalia; Eulipotyphla; Erinaceidae
Gene: LAMTOR3
Product: late endosomal/lysosomal adaptor, MAPK and MTOR activator 3
Exons: 6
Coding region: 110-484 (124 amino acids)
Biological process (GO): cellular response to amino acid stimulus; positive regulation of TOR signaling
Cellular component (GO): Ragulator complex
Source: RefSeq, a predicted model, not a curated record